Messenger RNA from Tigriopus californicus, 1365 nucleotides. RefSeq names its product E3 ubiquitin-protein ligase RMND5A-like (gene Sou). Bases 98 to 1321 code for a protein of 407 amino acids. Gene Ontology annotation, biological process: proteasome-mediated ubiquitin-dependent protein catabolic process. Gene Ontology annotation, molecular function: ubiquitin protein ligase activity; protein binding. Gene Ontology annotation, cellular component: cytoplasm; nucleus; GID complex. NCBI's taxonomy places the organism in Eukaryota, Metazoa, Arthropoda, Copepoda, Harpacticoida, Harpacticidae. The record is from RefSeq and is a predicted model, not a curated record. The transcript has 2 exons.
UUAGUUUAUGGACCACCAAAGAGAGAAAUCUGUCUCUGACGGAACAAAGGAUUAAAAUUUAAAGAAUCGGUCCUUAUUUGGCCUCAGUCGUCCCGUCAUGGAUUCCAUUUUGAGCGUGGAACGUGAACUGUACGCCCUGAGCGAGAAAUUUAACCGAUUUGACUCUACGAAUGGCCAGCAAUUGGUCCACACUUUGGAGACUUUACGUAGUACUCAAAGAGAACUGGAUCAAGUUCGUAAAAGCGGAGCAGCAUUGACUCCGGCUCAAACCUUCAGUUUAAUGAAGACCGUUCAGGGGUUGUCAGAAGUGGUGUCCACAUUUGGAACCGUCCAUAGAGAUCUUCAUUCGUCGGUGUCCAAAGUUGGGAAGGCUAUUGAUCGUAAUUUUGUAACUGAUUAUGACUCCACUUCGAGGGAGGAUAUCUUCAAAGCUGCGGAUCAACAGAAACGACUCAAUGAAGUCAUCUUACAGCACUUUUAUCGACACGGCCAGUUAGAAAUAAGCGACACUCUGGCUCAAGAGGCUAAGCUUGAGGAUGCUCAUGUCAUCAAGGACCGAUUCCAGGAGCUCAAUGCCGUGGUUGAGGCCCUGGCAGAAAAGAGGCUUGGUCCCGCCCUCGAGUGGGCGUCGAAAAACAGCUCCGACAUGCACCGGGCUCCAGAGGCUUCAAGCCGUGCAGUGACCCGACUCCAAUCCUCGUCAUUGGAGAUGAAGCUCCACAAACUCCGGUUCAUUGACCUUCUCGUAGAGGGCAAAUGUCUGGAAGCGGUGGGAUACGCCCGCCAUUAUUUCCCCCAGUUCGUUAAGUCGCAUGAAAAAGAGGUCCAAGCGCUUAUGGGCGCCCUGAUGUUCGCAUCGUCGGGCAAGACCCUGGAGGACUCUCCUUAUGCCCACCUAUUGGACACCAUGUUAUGGCAAGACAUAGUCGAGCACUUUGUGAAGGACGCUUGUGCCCUGAUGGGGCUCUCGAUUGAGUCACCAUUAUCCGUGGUAAUUAAUGCCGGAUGUAUCGCUCUACCAGCUCUAUUGAAUAUCAAACAGGUCAUGCAACAGCGCCAAGUGGCAGGUGUUUGGAAUCCCAAUGCCAAAGACGAGUUGCCCAUUGAGAUUGACCUCGGACCAGAAUGCCGCUUUCACUCCAUCUUUGCCUGUCCCAUCUUGAGACAACAAACAACCGAGCAGAACCCGCCUUUGAAACUCACAUGUGGCCAUUGCAUCUCCAAAGAUGCCUUGACCAAGCUAACAUCCGGACAUAAACUGAAGUGUCCCUAUUGCCCUGUGGAGCAAAAUCCUCAAGACGCGAGGCAAAUCACGUUUUGAUAAUGAUGAACGCGGACUAAUAAUAAACGAUAAUUCUUCCACAA